Molecule: messenger RNA, 742 nt
Organism: Ipomoea triloba (trilobed morning glory)
Lineage: Eukaryota; Viridiplantae; Streptophyta; Magnoliopsida; Solanales; Convolvulaceae
Product: UDP-glycosyltransferase 73C4-like
Exons: 2
Coding region: 4-582 (192 amino acids)
Molecular function (GO): UDP-glycosyltransferase activity
Source: RefSeq, a predicted model, not a curated record
CAGAUGAUAGAGCUUGGGCUCGCACUGGAGUCAUCAAACCGCCCUUUCAUUUGGGUUAUCAGGUACAUGUCUGAUGAGUUUCAAAACUGGCUUCGCCAAGAAAAAUAUGAGGAAAGAGUUAAAGAGCAACAAGGGCUUGUCAUCUAUGGUUGGGCUCCGCAAGUACUAAUCUUGUCUCACCCGUCUAUCGGAGGAUUCUUAAGUCACUGUGGGUGGAACUCGUCCCUAGAAGCCAUUACUUCCGGCUUGCCUUUGAUCACUUGGCCACUUUUCGGGGAGCAAUUCUUGAACGAGAGGUUAAUUGUGAAUGUACUAAAAAUCGGAGUGAGGGGUGGAAUGGAGUUUCCUGUUGUGUUCGGAUCGGAAGAACAGACAGGAGUCCAAGUGAAUAGAGAUGAUAUUGUAGUGGCCAUUGAGGAAGUGAUGGGUGGAGGAGAGGAGGCUGAAAUGAGAAGAGAAAGGAUGAAAAAGCUUGGAGAAAUGGCAAGGAUGGCAAUGGAGGAAGGAGGUUCAUCUUUCCUUAAUAUUGACAAACUAAUUCAAGAUGUUGCAGAGGAAUCGAAUGCUAGGACAUCAGUUUAAGACUAUGAUAUGUGUUAGUUCAUUUUCAUUUCUUAAUAUAUGCUAUCAACUUCAUCUUAAACAUCUCUGUACUUGCUACUGGGUGACCCAUGUCGAAUUGGAACUAGUAUUAUGUAAAAUCAUAUCAUUCAGUGUAAGUGAUAUGAGUUGACCCAACUUA